AUGGCCCAUUAAUUAGGUGUAAUCCAAGAAACAUAUUAAGAUGACUUGUAGGAAUUAAUCUCCAAAAUGGAAUGCUAAAAUUCGAUAAUAGAUAAGAGAGUACCAGUUUUAAAAAAGAGAAGAGAUCUUCUUUUAGGAGCUCUUAAAGAUUGUAGAGAAGGAGAAACCAAAUUAUAAGAUUCAAAAUUAUCAUGUAGCACUGCUUUGUUUUCAUCAAUCCAUGAUGAUACAGAUCAAAUUCAAAAGCUGUAGGAUGAGAUAGCUCUAAAGGAUUAAUCAAUUUAGGAAUUGAAAGAUUAAGUAGAGACACUUCAUUAAAAAUUAAACAGAAUAUAAAUAUGCAAUGAAGAAAUGCAAUUUGAAUUGCAAAAACAGUAAUAGUAACAACAAGCGUUUUAAAGAGGAAACAAAUUAAGUUAAUCUAUGAUUGUGCCUAACUUAACCACUUCUACAGAAAAAGCAUAAGCCACACUCAAUAAAUUCGUAUCACCUAUAACAUCAAACUCAUUUAAAUCAAUUGAUAACAAGGAACCUGUCUCAAAAGAAGAUAUGAGAAAAAUGAUGAGAAGGAUUUCAUAAUAAGCAUCUGCUUCAGCAUAUAUCUUGGCUGCUAAAGGAGACUAUACUACUUUGGCUGCUGCUUAGGAAGAAUUGCAAAGUUAGAAAAGCAUAGGAUCCCAAAAAUCUUUGUCAAAUAAAUGA
This is a messenger RNA of Paramecium tetraurelia, 702 nucleotides long. RefSeq lists its product as uncharacterized. NCBI's taxonomy places the organism in Eukaryota, Ciliophora, Oligohymenophorea, Peniculida, Parameciidae. The record is from RefSeq and is a predicted model, not a curated record. The transcript is spliced from 2 exons.